AAUAAUGAAGAAGAGAAAAGGAAGCUGGAGAUGGAAGAUACUGGAGAUGGAAGUUUGUUAAACAGCUAUGAUGAUUAUUCUGAUCAUGACAUGGUUGAGGAUAUGAAGAUGGAAUCAGAGAGUAGUAGUAAAAACAAGAAUAUUAUUGGUGAAAACAACAACAAAAACAGUAACAAUAAUCUCAAUUUGCAGAAAGGGAAUAAUAACAAGAAGAAGACAGGGAUGCCUGCUAAGAACUUGAUGGCUGAACGCCGCAGAAGGAAGAAGCUCAAUGACAGACUCUACAUGCUCAGAUCCGUUGUUCCUAAUAUCAGCAAAAUGGACAGGGCUUCAAUACUUGGGGAUGCAAUUGAAUAUAUGAAAGAACUUCUGCAAAAGAUUAAUGACCUUCAUAACGAAUUGCAAUCAAUGCCUCCAACGGCACCUGCUUCAAGCUUGCAUCAUCCUUUGACACCAACUAAUAAUAAUACUGCUACUCUACCGCCAGCAGCUGCUUCUCUUCCCAGCCGCAUGAUGAUGAAGGAAACUGCUUCUUGCCCCACUUCUUCAUUGCCAACUCCCAAUGACCAGCCUGCCAGGGUUGAGGUUGGGUUGCGUGAAGGAAGAGGAGUAAAUAUCCAUAUGUUUUGUGAUCAGAAGCCUGGUCUGUUGCUCUCAACACUCACCACUUUGGACAACCUUGGGUUAGAUAUCCAGCAGGCUGUUAUCAGUUUCUUCAAUGGCUUUGCUAUGGACAUUUUUCGAGCUGAGCAAUGCAAUGAAGGUCAGGAUCUCCACCCAGAUCAAAUCAAAGCAGCACUCAUUGAAGCAUCUGAAGCAUCCGGCUUCCAUAACAUCAUUUAGUGUGUGAUAUUGCUAGAAACUUCAUAAGUUUCUAUUAUUUAGUUCUCUUUUGGUCAAAGUGGGAGAAAUUUUACAUGGAUUUUACCGGAUAAACAGCACGAGCACACUGUUUAGCACCGAGUACAUGUACAUGCACAUUUUGAACUUGAAUCAAACUUAAUUUCAAUUCAUGGUCCCUAUGUAUAACGCUUUUAGCAUGCAAAUGCAGGAAAGAUUUAAGGGUUUCGCCAGCCAGAGUCCCCACCGGAGCCUACUUUUAGUAAUCAAAAUAAAUGACCAACCCUUAGGGCCAAAGCUUUAUAGACAUAAAGGACAGAACAUGGAAGAUGAUGAGGUCCACAACGUGCUACAAUAGCGUUUGUGUUUCUGGUUGAAAAGUUGUGUUUUUAUUUAAAUGAAAAACUAUAAUUGGACCUUCGACCUUGGUGCUUUCUAGGAAGGAAGCUUUAUCACGUAACAUCGGUAGAAACUAGAAACUAGAGAGGACCACAUUGCAAGUAGUAAUGCCACAUCAACAAUUACCCACGACACAUUACACUACUACAUAAUUUUCAAAUCCCCCAUCA
This is a messenger RNA of Arachis duranensis, 1409 nucleotides long. RefSeq names its product transcription factor SCREAM2-like. Gene Ontology annotation, cellular component: nucleus. The record is from RefSeq and is a predicted model, not a curated record. Gene Ontology annotation, molecular function: sequence-specific DNA binding; DNA-binding transcription factor activity; protein dimerization activity. The coding region runs from base 31 to 843 and encodes 270 amino acids. The transcript is spliced from 4 exons. Lineage: Eukaryota; Viridiplantae; Streptophyta; Magnoliopsida; Fabales; Fabaceae. Gene Ontology annotation, biological process: regulation of DNA-templated transcription.